CGUAGCUUUCCAUUCAUAUCCACCCACCGCAUAAGCGGCCGAUUUUCCCAGCGACUAACUGUAGGCUAAAAAUGAACUUCCACUCAAUACAACAUCGACACUUUUAACUGCGUUGUCGCAGUUAUCUGUUCAAUAUUCGGACACAUUCUCAAUUGAAAGUCUGUGUUUUGCUGGGAACGGAUUUUAAAUGGACUGACAGAUUCGAGUAUCACUUCCCACUCGCUUUGCCAGUCAUUCCAGACCUCGGAGCAUCUUUAAGGCAUCAACAUCGCAACAUUGACGGAAGCCACCAGUCUUUAGUCUAGACUAGGCAGAAGUGCGGACCUCUUACUCCAGUCCGCGGAUAAUAGCCUACAAUUAUUUCCACACUGCGUUUACAUCUGGACCAGCUCGUUAGAAUUGAGACAAAUCAUCGGGACUACUAUCUCUACUGUAAAGAAGUGUUUACGUGUUUUUGCCGCCUUCGUAUAUAAUGCCGACACAUUUACGAUUUCGGAGAAGGUCAUUCCUUGGGCUUGUAUUCCUUUUCUCACUGUCAACCUCGGCAUUGUACUUCAUCUAUUCUGCGCCUGGUAUUGUAAAUGAGUACCUGUUCAUGGUGCAGGCCACAGGGAUCCAAAUCAAGCAGAACGUCAGGAACAUUGGUGCUCAAGUCCUAGAGCAGGUGGUCCGGGGUGGCUACAGCCUGAACGGAACCGAUUACGCCUACGACUUCAACGUGAGUGAGAGUGAUGUACCAGUCACCACCUACCUGCCAGGAGGCUUCACCUACCUUCCGGCGCAGAUCUGCCCGGAGAGACUGCCCUCUAUGAAGGGGAGGUUGGAGGUGAAUAUGAGUGAGAUUGCUCUGGAAGAGGUAGAGAGGUUUCUGUUGAACUCUGAGCCUAGCAUGUCUCUGGGGGGCCACUGGAAGCCAACAGACUGUGUCCCACACUGGAAGGUGGCGAUACUGGUCCCCUUCCGUAACCGCCAUGAGCACUUGCCCAUCCUGCUCAGACACCUGGUUCCAACACUACAAAGACAGCGGCUACAGUUUGCUUUUUACGUUGUUGAGCAGGUGGGUGAUGAGCCCUUUAAUAGGGCCAUGCUGUUCAACGUGGGCUUCCGGGAAGCUAUGAAGGACCUGGACUGGGAUUGCCUUGUGUUCCAUGACGUAGACCACCUUCUGGAGAAUGACCGGAAUUACUACGGCUGUGGGGAUAUGCCUCGUCACUUCGCUGUCAAACUCAACAAGUACUCCUACAUGCUUCCAUAUAAUGAGUUCUUUGGUGGUGUUAGUGGUCUAACAGUGGAACAAUUCAAAAAGAUCAACGGCUUUCCAAAUGCAUUCUGGGGCUGGGGAGGGGAGGAUGACGACCUUUGGAACAGGGUGCAGUACGCCAACUACACGGUCAGUCGGCCCCCGGGAGAGGUGGGCCGCUAUAUGUCAAUUCCACACCACCACCGUGGAGAAGUACAGUUCCUGGGCAGGUACACACUUCUACGGCGGUCCAAGGAAAGACAAGGUUUGGACGGGCUUAACAAUCUCCACUACUCCCCUCUAGUGUCCCGGAGGCUUCUUUACACCAACAUAUCAGUCAGCCUGAGCAGAAAGCUAGCACCUAUAGCGGACUACUACUGACCAGGAAGUUAUAGGGGCUGCACGGCCCUCUGGGAAAUGAAGUCGCCUGGGACGUCACCCAUAUCUCACCAGUCACAGCACUGCUUUGUACUUUUUUUGUUUAUUUCUGUUGUUUCCAGGUAUUUUAUUUUUAAGCAAGAAAAGAGCCAUACAGAGGGGUACGGAAUAGUCAGUCCUUUUGAGGUGUGAGAGAAAGCAGAAGGCCGGACUUGCUUUCUGCCACGGUCUACCCAUUCUGACGCUCCUGUCACCGGGCUUCUCCACCUGUCUGUCUCCACCAGCCUUCCACACCAUUUUGGCCUUUAGCAUUCAUUCUUUCAUUAGUUCCUUCAUCCACUCUUCCACUAUGGAGACAAGGGCAAAUGUAACAGGGACCUCAAGCAGAACACGUUCCCUCCGUAUAGCGUUGUGUUGGGGUGGAGGGCAUAGUAGUGUAGUUUACGAGUGUGUAUGUGACUGAGUGACUUAGUUUGUACACAUGGACGAACUCACACACACACACACACAAAGUUGUUCCGCAGCGUGCUCUGUGUAGGGCAUGCCAAACCUACCCAGCAUGCACUGCUAGAGACAACAUUGCAUUCGAAAUUGAUUGAAGGAGAGAAAGAGUUCAGUAUGAUGCACACACUAAGUGCAUGAUAUAGAGAAUACAUAUUAACCCAGGUUCACCCACCUGCUGUGGACAAUGGUAGAGCAUGAGCUUUGUACUGGCUUGAAAGGCAGGCUCAUCAGGGACGUCAGUUUAUGGACACACAGAGCGCUGUAUGCAAACGGACACACCUUUGUCUAAAUAAACACAUUCCAGGCAUGCAGAAACUGCAAACCCCGGACAACAGAAUGUGUGGAGGUUUGCAUGAGUGUACAGAUGCCAUAUCCUAAUUUGAGUCCAUUUCACACAACUGGAUAAGCAUCCUGCAACAACGGGUAAUGUGAAUUAUGUGGACUGUAAAUUAUUGGCCAUGUUUGGCAUUUUGUUUUUGUUAGGCAAAUCAAGAAAGACAUUUUACUAAGUGGAAAUUGCAACCUUUAGAAGCCUUUUAAAACAUUGAAUAUGCUACAAGUUGGCACUUCCUGCUGUGCACAAAUUGUCCUUUAACAACAAGUUGAUCUAAUUAAGAUACGGCAUCUGUAGAUGUGUGUGCAUUCCCGUUGGGCACACAUGCGUCUGAGAGCUAAAGAGGGAAAGCUAUGCAAAUGGGCGUGUCAGCAACCUGCUUUCACUACUCUAAGGGAUUCUCUUAGGCCAGAUGUUAACUCCCAAACUGUGAAAUCUUGCAUUGCUGACCUCAUUUCAUGCUGUUUAAGCCUACCAUUCAGCAUACACCUAUUUCCUAAUACUCCCAAUGAGCUAUUAAAUGAUAUCAGAAUAUUAUUAUUUAAGUUGCAGCCUGGUACUAAAAAAUCGGAAUGUAUUUUUUCUUUUAGGAAACAUAACAUAGUAAGCCCUAUUCACUAUGUUGGGCACCACUUUGACCAGAGACACAUUUUGUAUCAUAUCUGAAUAGGAUGUCAUCUGAGACAUUACCCAACGUUAUAUUUAUUUAGCAUUCAAUUAACUGGAUUCCAAUUUAGUCUGUGUUUUGUUGGAGCUCAGCUACACUGAACUGCGAUGAUCAGAAGCCAUUACACACCAGAAGGAGGCGCUAUCUUAACAAUGUGACGGAAAGUAGCCCUAACUCCGAUUGACAGGUUAAUACUUCUAGGUAUGCAUUAUGAACUGAACUACAGAAAUUAUUUAGACAGCUAUGCUUUAGCAUUAAGCAGCUGCUUUAGCAUUUAAUAGCUACAAACCUGAUACCAUCUGUGCAAAAUUAAGUGGAGCACAUCAGUAAUAUUGCAAUUAGUCAAUGUCUGGCUGCAAAUGUGAGCAGAGAUACCCACAAAUAUUAUAAUUUAUUUAUUUCAUAGUGCUUUGAAAGAUCAAAAAUAGUAAUAGUCUUAACAAUAAUCAACUAUGUGGCCAUAAUGCUUGAAAAAUCAGACUGAAAUGAAACCAUCCUCAAAAAGUACACCACUUAGCACUACUUUAAAGGAACAUUAGAAAUUAUAAAAGUACUAACAUGUUUUCUGCUGUUAAUGUCUACCUUAAGGGGACACAGGACUGUGUUUACAGCAGCCUCAUGUGAUGUGUUUCUGACAUUGUUUAGAUGUUGUGGUAACGCUCAACCCUGUCCCAACCCCAUCCUGCUAAACAAUGAUGACAUCACUGAUUGGAUUUCUCCUCUUACUAUGUAACGUUUGUGAUUUGAGGAAUAUUAUUCUGAUUCUAGAGCUGUACCUAGUGUUUUUUUGCAGCGAUUUCAUUGGCUUGUCCAGUGAUCAGUGUCCUUGCACCACCCAUUACAUACAUUAUAAACUGGUUAUGAACAUCACCGCUAUCUUAUGAAAGUCCUAUUGAAUUAAAGCUGUGAUAUAUUAUGGCUUUCAGCCAGUGAGCCUCAAGGCAGCAUUCAGGAGCCAACCUAGCUGGUUUAUAAUACGCAAUCACCUAAAAAAAUUGGAUCUGCCUUAUUGUUUGACUGAUAAUGGUGAAAGUUUUAAAAGCAAAGAGUAAAUACAACUGACUUAAGCGGCUCCCCAGUGUUUACAGAUUUCUAUUAACAACUGAACAGUAGUACAGUUAUCCGUUUUUAAAAUUAUUAUUAUCUUAAGUAGCAGCUUCUAUAAAAAAGCAGUUCUGUGUAAGGUUAGCGUAGGUGUAUAUCAGACAUAAGAACAUUUUUCUCACAUAUUAUGUUUUAGCCACAAACACAAGAUGAGUGAAAUAUUUUAUCUGGGUAUGCGCAACAGAAUUUAAGGGUCGAAAUGUGAUUUUCAACAGAAAGUUACUUUAAGUGCUGAGCGAGCAGCUAUCUUUAGCCUUUGUGUGUCAGUGUUUGUGUGGGAACAGCCUGAAUACUGGCUUUUGUGUGUGGUUGGCAUGCUGCUAAAUGUUAAUUUCUUACACACUAACAUGAACUGAGCUUGUAUUCAUUCCACAAAAUAUCUUGAGCAAUUCCAUCACUUUGUCUUUUUCAAACAUGACUGCGAGUGCACAAGCGCAUAUAUGGCAACACACCUACCCUGUAAUGUUUCCCUGUGCCCUUGUAGUUUCCAUACGCAGCUAAUUAAUUACACACAACAUCGCCUUUUUGAAAAACAUUGACUUUUUUCAGAUUUAUUAUUUGGGGAAAAAAGCAAUGUUAGUGGUUUAAUAACCGUUUAUUUUCUGUUCCAAUUAUAAUAUAAUGGAGGCCGGACCUCCUUUUAUUUAUUUAAUCUAUUUGGAUUACUUCCUUGAUUGAGUUGAGGUUGAAACUGUGAUGAUAGUGAUGAUUAUAAAGAUCGUGAUACAGUGACUCUGUCGGAGACUUGCUGAAACAGACUUGGUUAUAAAGCACUGAAACUUGUUUAGUUAACGUGAGAUAGUGAGAGUCCAACAUGUGAAUUUCUGAAUCCCAAAUCAACACCCUAGUCCCUCAUGUCUCCUACACACCUAGAUCUAAAAACAUUGUGUCAAGAAACAUCUGACAAAGUGUAAGGCAACAACUCUAACAUGCAUUUUAAUGUGCUACUUGGAUUGUCUGCCAUGUUGCUUACACCUGUCUCUAUCCUGUAAUAUAUAUUAAAGUGAUUAGUGAUUAGGGGUCUAGAGGUUGAUUUGGUAUUUUACAUGCUUAUUACUCUGCUGAAUAGACUCUGUAGAAGGAUGAGGCCAUUUUGCGUGACAACCACAGGAAGAGGAAGAAGCCAGAGAUCUGUAUAGUGUCUAGAUCCUCGUAUCUCUGCGCAAUCAAUGGGUGCCAUUGUUCAGCAGGUGACACGGUUAGGACUGCUUAAAGACUUCUUAAGCCCAUAGAAACACAUUGGGUUUAUUCUGGACAGAUAUUGGCGAGCGCUCUACCCACAUGCUCUGCCUGUUCCUGUCUGGAGAUGCCUGAUGUCAAAUCCUCCCACUAAGCACCCCCCUUAUCCUGAUCGAUAAUUAUUGGUGCUGAUCCUCAAGACCUCCGAUUGGUGGAGAUGCUACAUGCUACCUGGGGGUAACCAAUCCAAUAUGUAGACAGCUUCAGGAGGUACCCCUAUUGUAUAAUGAAUCGUAUCUCUUUUUAACAUUACCCAGCCAGCACGUGUUCAUGUACUGUAGCCAAUCACAUCAGAGGUGCUUGGGGGGAGGAGGGAGAGUGGUCAACAUUAGCUGCUAGCUUGUAAGUCUUCUCCUCAGGGCUUUCAUUGAAAUGGCACAGCCUGUCAAUGCCUGGUGUUACCCACAUGAGUCAUUUUUUAUUGUAAUUUUAUUUUUUGUGAAUAUAUAUUAUUUUUUUUAGCAGUGAUCUGUAACCUGCAUAUAGUGAUUUAAGCUGAGUUCAUAGGUCGAAGUAUAAUUCCCAUCUGGAAAAGAAUGGUUCAGAGCACUGCUGGAAGACAAGGAAUGAAACCCCCAGCAGUGGUGCAGGGCUUGGGUUUUGAAUCCCCCUUGCGUCCAUUCGAGAACCCCAGCCCACCCUUUUCAGACCUGCAGCCACUGAUUAUCUUAAUUUGCCUUGAACCAGGUUUGCCCAGACCUGGGAAAGCAAGUGAACGUGCAGUAUUUCCUGGUGUUUCAGUGGCAUUGCUAGGAGUGCUAAAGGACCAGGGACAUCUGGGUUGUUGUCUUUACAUACCCUGUGUUAAUUUGUAGUGAGCCCAGAGCUCAGCAUGGGGACAUCUCUGUACUGCAAAGGUCCCUGUCAUGUCAGGUUCCACCUUCCUAGGCAAACCAUGAUCUGACCAUUCUGAUCCAUUCUGUGCCAGUCCAAAUGAAGGGUCCAGUGCUGGCUCAGCUCUAGGACUGCUAGCCUCUGUUAUUAUUUUGUCUAGACAUAGAGUGUAAUAGAGUGGAUAAACACAGAGGCUACCAGUCUCAGAGUUAACCACUGACACCCUGACAGACUGGCAAGCCUUAAAAUCAACUUUAAUUUAUUUCAAUGUUUUAUCACUUUUUAUUAUUAUUUUUUUAUAAUGAAAUAUAUUUAAAUUGAAAAAAUACAAAAAUAAAAUGUGUAUCAGAUAAUAUGUCCACUCUGUAAAUACUGUCUUGUGUUUUAGAAAAGAUAAAUAAAGAGGUCUUAAAUCACUAGAGUUGCUAUCUUUAUGAACGAGGGUUUGGGAGUGGUUUCGUUGAAGUGUAUCUGGUGCCAUGAAACUGCUAAACCUCAUCCUUCUUCAUAACCACUUUGACUAACUACUUUUUGUAGAUAAGGAAUAUUGGUCCAUAUGCUUUAGAACCCAUCUGAAGUUCCGGUACAGUUUGGUAUUCUUAAAGUUUUCCCCUUAUCAUGCAGUAGAGGACGUUGCACGAUAUAUACUAACAGGUGGGUCCUCCCACUUGUCUUAAGUUAUGGGGUAGGGUAAAGGUGUAGCCUAUAGUUGGUAGAGAGCACUAGCUAUAUCAAAAACACCAUGUUGUCAUGGACUUUUUGCAGGACACGGAUUCUAAACCAGGCUCCAACAACUGCAAUCAUCUCCACAUUCUACACCCCCAAAAGGUGUUUUUUAUACAGACAAAUUAAAAGAUGAAUAAAAACAUGACUAUAGCUAUCUUAUGAAUAUAUCUUCCUCUGAUUGUAAGGAGUUUAUCUCUGCUUGAAUUGAAGCCAUCUGAAGCCACUUGUAAAACUUGAUGUCGGCCUUACGUGAAUCUGUUGGUGUGUUUGCAUUAGUAUGUUUUGAUUAUGGAAGAUUUCUAUGGAGUUUCUUCUCUCUUUUUUUAUACCAUUGUUGUUAUUGUCAAAGUACACCAAUAAAAUUAACUUCAAAAGAU
Messenger RNA from Esox lucius (northern pike), 7403 nucleotides. RefSeq names its product UDP-Gal:betaGlcNAc beta 1,4- galactosyltransferase, polypeptide 5 (gene b4galt5). Gene Ontology annotation, molecular function: UDP-galactose:glucosylceramide beta-1,4-galactosyltransferase activity. The coding region runs from base 473 to 1621 and encodes 382 amino acids. Gene Ontology annotation, biological process: carbohydrate metabolic process; glycoprotein biosynthetic process. The record is from RefSeq and is a predicted model, not a curated record. Lineage: Eukaryota; Metazoa; Chordata; Actinopteri; Esociformes; Esocidae. The transcript has 9 exons.